Messenger RNA from Melampsora larici-populina 98AG31, 582 nucleotides. RefSeq lists its product as uncharacterized. The transcript is spliced from 4 exons. The coding region runs from base 1 to 582 and encodes 193 amino acids. The record is from RefSeq and is a predicted model, not a curated record. Lineage: Eukaryota; Fungi; Basidiomycota; Pucciniomycetes; Pucciniales; Melampsoraceae.
AUGGAGUUCAUAAACUUUGACGCCGUGCCAGCAAAUGACGCUGAUGAUCACACUGACCAACCCCUGCAGAUCCCUUCAAGAAUUGGCAGUAUGGAGUUUAUGUCCUUUGACGAUGUGCCAUCAAAAGACGCCGAUGAUCACACUGGUCAGUCUACCAUUUCCUUGCCUGAUACCCCGAUGUUGAAUUCUCCCUUGGCUUUUAUUCCAGACAAUACGAGCAAACCACAGGAUUCUUUUAUAGACCAGAGUGGCGUAGACGGAUUUCUGGUGCCGAUUCCCUCAGAGUCAAAAGCCUUCCGACCAAAGGAUGUAAGCUUACCUUGCAAAUUAGUUGAUACUUUGGAGAAGCAGGUUAACCAUCUUCAGUCGCAGCUUGAUAGUGCCCUCAGAGACUUGAAAGUGCUCAAAGCCGAAUGUCAAUAUUUGUCAGUCGAAACAUCCGACUUGAAUAGCACCUUACACUUGAACCAGAUCCGCAUCAGUGGACAUGAACGAGUCCUCCGCAAUCUCUUAGGCACGGAGUAUAUGGAAGAAGCCUAUAACGCUCCUCGCGAACUGCACAAGGCGCCAGAUUCUGUUUGA